CUAGCAAGCUAACAAGCUACGUGAAGUUUACUCGGCACUGAACCCAUAAAGUCACAAUUAAAUAUGUUAGAUUGUAAUGUCAUCAUAGGAAGCGCUCGUUACAAAGGCGGUUUCGACUAAAGCAAUACGCUUGGUAACCCGACUGUAAUGGAAGGCGUCAGUUAGCUACGGCGUUAGCAUUGAUACAACAUGUUGAGCCUUCCUUCGUUUACUGCAAUUCACCGUUUAAACAAGAAAAUAGGGCGCACUAGGCUAACUUCACUGUACCUUAUUUUUUCAGAUGGUCAAUGCUGUUAAUAAUGUAUCCUGUGGCAUUUCAAAUUAACUCUUUAUCCCCCCUAUGUUGUAACGGAAGAGAAAACAAGUGCCGUUGAGGUACAGUAGAUAGCAGUAAACAGGAUGUAGCAUCAUAGAGGACCAGGGUGCUUUCCCCACAGAUUUGUCUUGCAGGUUUAUGUACUUUAACAGGCGCUUCUUAAACGGAAAUAUGCGAAAAUAGUGUUCACUUCUUUAAUAUCAUCCAACCACUAUUGAUCUCUGUGAUUUUUCCCCCACACAAAAGUUAGGACGCUGUAUCUCAGGGAUCUCCAAAAUGUGGCUCAAGAGCAAUGACUCGCUUGGUUUAUGUACAUUUCAAACAGACUUCGUUACUAAUACUAACUAUGGAAUAUAGAUAAUCACUUUCCAACCAAAGAUGUUCAUUGACAUUCUUUGCAACAUUUCAGUGCUUAGACCAGAGAUAACAUUAUCAAAAAUGUCAAGACCAGGAUUGUCUAAAGUGGGACUGGGGACCAUUUUUGGGCUGCAGUCUGUUUUAGAUUUAUCCUCGGCAUAUUCUAAAAACUAAAUUAUUUUAUUAUUAACGAUAUUUGUGUGUAUAAAUUGUAUCCAUUUAGUAUCCACUAAAUUGGCCCUAGUGCAGACCUGGGCAUUCUGCGGCCCGCGGGCCACAUCCGGCCCUUUGUACGUCCCUGUCCGGCCCGCGUGAGGCCAAUCAGAAAUUACAAAAUAAAUUUAAAAAAGUAUCUAUCUCGAGUGUGCAAUACAACGGUGCUGCUUUUUUUUUGAAAAGCGUUAUUUGUAUUACUUCCGUGUGGACGUAUGCUCAUGCGCGAUUGUGAGUGAAUGUGAACAGCUGCAAUCACAAAUUACAAAAUAAAUUUAAAAUAACAUCUAUGUCGUGCAUGCAAUACAAUUGUGCUGGUUUUAUUUUGAAAAGUGUUAUUUAUGGGCGUAUGUCCGUGUGUAACCUGUGAGUGAAGGUGCACAGCGACAAGUGAUGCCCUGUUAUCCCCGAGACGCUAAAAAAAGAAAAGUUGAUGACGAAUGGCGUGUUUUCAACAAGACAUGGACUGCCAGUAUUUCUUUACAGAAAUUAAAGGAGGAUGACAGUGUUCACACGCUGUACAAAUCUGGAGGACCAGAGAGACUUCUUCAUGAUCUCAUUGUAGCCCUUCCAGAGCCACCAUUUCCCAGCCCUGUAUUGCCUGGAUCAAGGGAUGUUUAUCGGAGAAAAAAGAGACAGGCUCUACGUUUGUCACGAAGUGUUGGGGAUGAGACAAAAUAUAUUGAGCUGAUGGUGAUCAAUGACCAUUUGAUGUACAAGAAGCAUCGCCUCUGUGUCGGCCACACCAAUAACUAUGCUAAGUCAGUGGUCAAUAUGGCUGACAUGAUUUUCAAGGAACAGCUGAAUACUCGCAUUGUGUUGGUCGCCAUGGAAACCUGGUCUGCCGACAACAAAUUUAACAUCGACGACGACCCCAUGGUUACCCUGAGAGAGUUCAUGAAGUACCGAAAGGACUUCGUCACAGAGCGAUGCGAUUCUGUACACCUUUUUUCAGGAAAUCUCUUUCACAGCAGCUGGAGCGGAGCGUCCUACAUGGGAGGUGUGUGCUCUCUCUCUAAAGGGGGAGGAGUAAAUGAGUAUGGAAAAACAGAUGAGAUGGCCAUAACUCUCGCUCAAUCCCUAGGGCAGAACAUUGGCAUCUUUUCUGACAAGAAGAGGAUCCUUAGCGGAGAGUGCAAAUGUGACGAUUACUGGUCAGGCUGCAUCAUGGAUGAUGUUGGCAUUUACCUGCCCAAGAGGUUCUCUGACUGCAAUGUGGAGGAAUACUAUAACUUCCUCAACAGUGGCGGGGGAGCCUGUCUGUUCAACAAACCCCAGAAACUGCUGGACCCUCCUGAAUGUGGAAAUGGCUUUGUGGAGCCAGGAGAGGAGUGUGACUGUGGCAGCCCACUAGAUUGUGCCAAAGAGGGAGAGAACUGCUGUAAAAAGUGCACCCUAACUCAAGGCUCUAAGUGUAGCGAUGGAUUGUGCUGCAAUAACUGCCAGAUGGAAUUCAUGGGGGUUGUAUGCCGGGAUGCAGUGAAUGACUGUGACAUCCCCGAAAACUGCACAGGAAACUCCAGCCAGUGUCCACCAAAUCUGCUUAAGAUGGAUGGUUACACGUGUGAAAAAGACCAGGGGCGCUGCUUUAAUGGAAGAUGCAAAACCAAAGAUAAACAGUGCAAGUACAUUUGGGGCGAGAAGGCCACAGCGGCUGACAAGUUCUGCUAUGAGAAGCUCAACAUUGAGGGGACAGAGAAGGGCAACUGUGGGAAAGAAAAAGACACCUGGAUCCAGUGUAACAAACAGGACGUUCACUGUGGUUAUCUGCUAUGCUCCAACAUCUCGCCCCCUCCAAGACUGGGAGAACUACAGGGAGGCCUGACAUCCUUUUCAGUGGCAAGACACAGUGGCUCACUGGACUGCAGUGGUGCUCAUGUAGUGAUCGAUGGAGACACUGACCUGGGCUAUGUGGACGAUGGGACGGCCUGCGGGACAGACCGCAUCUGUUUCAACCACAAAUGUCUCCCCCUCCAGCAGUUCAACUUUAGCAUCUGCCCCGGGACCACUGACAAAACCGUCUGCUCGGGACAUGGGGUGUGCAGUAAUGAGCUGAAGUGCGUGUGUUACCUGGGCUGGGCGGGAGAGGACUGUAACGCCACGUCGCCACUCAGCUAUCUCGUAGUGGGACCCACAGCCUCUGUAACAGGCAUUACCAGUACCAAUAUCAUCAUCUCGGCCAUCGUAGGCUCCAUCCUUUUCCUUGCCCUCAUACUUGCUGUGACAGCCUGGUGCUACAAGAGCUACAAGCAGAGAUGCUACGUGGAGUCUGAGGUCCACCGAAGAUUCUGCCGGCAAAUGCCCCCAGGUGACUAUGUAACAAAGCCCAGCGAUGCUGAUUCAUUUUACAGCGACAUGCCGCCCGGCAUGAGCACAAACUCGGGAUGCAGCUCCAAGAAGAGGUCAGCCUGCCUGUCACAUCUCCAGAUUUGUGCCCUGUCCUUCACUCCAUCCAUCCCAUCCAUAACUCAGAACAUCUCACUGUUUGGCUUCAGGUCUAAUGGUCUUUCCCACUCGUGGAGCGAGAGAAUCCCAGAUGCCAAACACAUCUCUGACAUUUGCGAAAACGGCCGACCGAGGAGCAACUCGUGGCAAGGGAAUCUCGGGGGCAAUCGCAAGAAACUGAAAGGAAAGAAGUUUCGUGCUCGCUCCAACUCCACAGAGACACUGUCUCCUGCUAAGUCCCCCACUUCCUCUACAGGAUCGAUUGCAUCCAGUAGGAGAUACCCUUACCCAAUGCCGCCUCUUCCCGAUGACCAGAGAAAAGCUAACAGGCAGAGUGCAAGGCUGUGGGAGACGUCGAUAUAAGAGCAGAGGAGAGGAAAACACAAUGUCACUGAAACAUACACAAACACUAAAACAAUGAAAUGGAUUCCAAUCAGUAAAAGACUACAAACCGUGUUGAAAGAACCCAACGGAGGAAAGCAGCACACAUCAGUUAUAGUCUGGGUUGUCGGUGCUCAGACCACAACAUUGUCCUCCAUGUUUAUUUCUGCAUCUGUGGCUCAUUGGUGAGUUACAAACACCGAAUGCAUGAAUUAACAAAGACACUUUGGACGCAUGUCAGGAGCAAACAUAAAUGAUGAAGCAUCUUUUCUCCUCCAUGUUUGUUUGUACAUAUAUAAAGACAACAACACUUUC
Messenger RNA from Nerophis lumbriciformis (worm pipefish), 4027 nucleotides. It is a transcript of the gene adam22, whose product is annotated as ADAM metallopeptidase domain 22. Gene Ontology annotation, biological process: proteolysis. Lineage: Eukaryota; Metazoa; Chordata; Actinopteri; Syngnathiformes; Syngnathidae. The record is from RefSeq and is a predicted model, not a curated record. Gene Ontology annotation, cellular component: postsynaptic density membrane. Gene Ontology annotation, molecular function: metalloendopeptidase activity.